GUGGGCAGUGAGCACGCAGUAGGGAGCUGUAGACUGACGUUUCAUCAACAGUCGCUUACAGAGAGGAAGGGAGAGAGAAUUCCCUGCUGUUGUAUACUUCACAACAACUAAGACAAGCAACACAGUUGAAAGUCUUGCUUAUUGAACCCAUAGUCUUUAAACACUUUCAAAGACAUUCCUGUAGCAGCAUGUCACAUAUUUGGCAUUCCGUAUCAAUAAUCAGUCGUAUUGCAUCUGUAUAAUUUGCUUAACUGUUUUGGAAGAACGAUUUGAAUACCCUGAUGUGACAUUUCCCGUUUGGAAUGAUGUGGACCUUUCACGACUGUAUUGGAUUUGUUUUCUUUUGCAGUUUCUGCAUUCAGCUGGGUGUUUCGUCGCAAGCAAAGUUCACCGAACUACCAACAAAUGUAACAGCAAAAGAAGGUCAAAACAUAGAGAUGUCGUGUGCUUUCCAAAGUGGAUUGUCACCUGUCUAUCUGGAGAUUCAGUGGUGGUUUAUAAGAACUCCAGAGGAACAAAUCAACGGUGAAGAGGUAGCUGGGACUCAGGUGGAAAUUGUACCAGAAAGAGAUCCAGACGACGAUGGAACAAAAAUAAGUACAGUAAAAGUACAGGGAAAUGACAUUUCCCACAAGCUACAAAUUUCCAAAGUAGACAAAGAUGAUGAAGGUCUGUAUGAAUGUAGGGUGACCGAUGCCAACUAUGGAGAGCUCCAGGAAUACAAAGCUCAGGCAUAUCUACAAGUGAAUGUCAGCAGUAUCUCAAGAAAUAAGCAUGCACUGGAGUCAUCGCCUUUGCAUCUUCAGGACGGAAAGUCACGCAGAAGAGGUAAUGCAGUUUUGGCAAACAAUGGAGGCAGCUCUGACAACCAUCGUCUUCACGCCACCUCCAGUUCUCUGACAACAACAUCUAAAAUCCUCAAACACAGUCCUGGUUCAGCAAAGAGAAAAUUGCCUGCUAUUUCCAUGAAGCGGACAGCACAGUUGACCGUAACUUCCAACCACUCUGCACCCAAUGCAUUCUAAUUAUCUACACAAGAAGCACCUUUUUCCAAGUCAAAGAAGAUGGAGAAACUGUUGUACAUUUUAAGCUCCCACAAUUAAUGGGAACUGCUGUUGCCUACUUCAAUAUUCUUGACCUUUCACUAAGACAACUUUUUUUUGGCAAUAUGUUUAGUCAUAUUGUCACUACUUGGAUGCUUAAAAAAAGAAAAAAAAAAAAAAAGCUCUGUGUAUUAUAUAUUUAAAUGUGUUUGAUUUGGUGAUGUAGUUUUCCUCUCAAGACAUCUUGAACUAUGUAUUGCUUUCAUACGCAAUACCUGCUCAAUUUUUUUUUUUUUUUUUUUUUUUUUUUUUUUUUUAAUCUUUGCUUUUCUUCGUCUCUGGUAAACAGAAAAAAAUGACAACGUUGUGUGACUCAGAAGUUUAUGCUUUACUGUGAAUCGGUGUUUAUUCCUUAUAUAGCACAUAUAUAUUUGUUUGGGUAUAUUACAUAACAAAUGUUUUUUUUUUCAGUUGUCAUUGAAAUUGUAUUAAAGUGUAUUUAAAAGUGGUUUAUUCAGUAUUGAAAUAAUGCAUAUCAAAUGAUUGCCAAAUGUCAUAUCAUGAGUGCUGACGAGAGGGGGGGGAAGGGGAGACAACUCUACUAGGGCCUCAAGCUCUGGGGGCCCCCACAAAAGGAUUAUUUAUUUUUUAAAUGUACAUGAUCAUUUUCAUAUUUCCAUACAACUUCAGUUAAAUAUGCAUAAAAUAUUUUAUGUCUAAUCUUAUUACAUUUAUUAUUACACAAAUUGAGGGGAAAAAAUAACCAUUGUGCUACUGUGC
This is a messenger RNA of Polyodon spathula (Mississippi paddlefish), 1823 nucleotides long. Its product is annotated as V-set and transmembrane domain-containing protein 2A-like. Bases 303 to 1025 code for a protein of 240 amino acids. Lineage: Eukaryota; Metazoa; Chordata; Actinopteri; Acipenseriformes; Polyodontidae. The record is from RefSeq and is a predicted model, not a curated record. The transcript has 5 exons.